Panicum virgatum (switchgrass) is the source of this 1449-nucleotide messenger RNA. RefSeq lists its product as uncharacterized. Lineage: Eukaryota; Viridiplantae; Streptophyta; Magnoliopsida; Poales; Poaceae. The coding region runs from base 1 to 1449 and encodes 482 amino acids. The record is from RefSeq and is a predicted model, not a curated record. The transcript has a single exon.
AUGGACGCCGACACAAGAACAAUAAUUCUCAUCGACGACGACGUCGCCCCGGGGCGAGCAGUGCGCGUCAACGACGACGACGACGAUGCCGUGCCGGCGUUGCAAGAAAUACUGGCCAUCGACGAGAGGAUGGCCAGGACGACGCGGAAGCUCGAGGCCGAGUUCGCCUAUGUGGAUACCAAGAUCCACCGGUUCCCCCGCGGCUUGCGGGGGAUCGACGGCGGCGACGGCGACGGCGGCCGCUACAUCGCGCCGAGCGUGGUGGCCAUCGGCCCGUACCACCACGGCGCGGCGCGCCUGCAGGACAUGGAGGAGGUCAAGCUCGCGGCGGCGUACCACCUCUGCCGGAGCUCCGGGCACUCGACGGCGAAGGUGUACGAGAGGGUGCGCUCCGUGGCGGGCGCCGCCCGCGGCUGCUACGCCGCCGCCGACCCCUCGGUGGAGGGCGUCGGCGAGGCCGACUUCACCGCCAUGAUGUUCCUCGACGGCUGCUUCCUGCUGCAGUACAUGGUCGACGGCGAGGACGCCGCGCCGGUGCUGCGUAACCGGAUGACGCUGUCUACGGGGCCCAGCAUCCAGAAGGACAUCUUCCUGCUCGAGAACCAGAUCCCCUGGCUGGUGCUCGAGGUCCUCGCGGAGUUCAUCUCCGUCGACGUGCACCGCUUCGUCCACGACAUGGGAGCCAAGUUCCUCCCCGGCAAGGCGAUGGCGAAGUCCGAGAACGGCCGGCGGCGGCUGCCAUGGCCAUGGGGAUGCACAUGCACCGGCGGCCGGGCGACGAAGCCCGCCGAUAGAAGCCGCGGCGGCGAGCAGCAGUACAAGCCGGCGCAUCUCCUUGGUCUCCUCCGGUUCACCCAGGUGGGGAGCAUGCCGGAGGACAUGGUGAAGUACAAGGCGUUCCCGCUGUCGCUGUCCAGCAGCGCGGUGGAGCUCGCGGAGAUCGGCGUCGUGCCGACGCCGAGCACGGAGCAGUGGUUCGGGGACGCGCGCGUCCGGCGGUGCGGCCUGGCCGGCGAGCUGCUGCUGUCGCCGGUGUUCCUGAGCGAGGUGACCGCGUGCUGGCUCGUGAACAUGGCGGCGCUGGAGGCGAGCACCGCCGGCGCGAGCAGGGACUCCGACGGCUUCGUGGUGAGCUCGUACCUGUCGGUGCUGGCGAUGCUCGUGGACCGGAAGGAGGACGUGCACGAGCUCCGGCGGCGGCGCGUGCUGCACGGCGCCCUGAGCAACAAGCAGGCGCUGGGCUUCUUCAAGGGCCUCGGCCAGCACCUCCGCUUCGGCGGCCGCUACUUCGCCGCCCUGGAGGGGAUCGACUCGUACAAGCGCCACCGGUCGCUGAGGAUUGCCGCACACAAGUUCGUCUACAACAACUACAGGUUCAUCGCGGCCUUCCUCUCCGUCACCGGCGUGCUCAUCGGCAUCUUCAAGACCCUCCUCUCACUCAAGCGAUAG